AAUACUUCAAAUCACUCUACUCACUCUAAACAUUGCUUAAAUACUCCAGAAAAUCAUUUCCAAUAAUUUAGUGUCGAGUCAAAAUCAGUUGCUUUUAUUUAAGAACAAUAACAGAAUAAUAAUACAACAAGCAGAAGCAUAAAUUACUUCUAUUUAAAAUGCCGGCACCUUCUCAGGGAAAGCUUCGAGGAAGCCAAAAGAGGGUAACUGCGGUGCGUGGCGCUUCAAUUGAAGACAGCUCUUCAAACACACGUUUCUCAAUGCGUAGCCAGAAGCGCGACACUUAUAUGCCGGAAUCAACAUCCGCAGAUGACCCGAAGCCCGGAGAAAAGGUGCCGAGGACGCGAACAAAUGAAAAACAAAACCCAAAUGAACCGUGGAACAAACGAAGAUGUCCUCCAAAGAAGCAGCGCAAGCAAACGAAGCGAGAAAUUGAAAUUGCCAAAUUCAAGAACAUUGAUUUUUCUCAACGCGACUCGAAUCCACAGCUCACGGUGCAGACAUUACAAUUUCCUAAUGCCAAUGUGAAACACACAGAAAUCGCUACCCGAGAUGAAUGCGGCAAUCGCAUGUUUAAGCCCAAGAAACUUCCCAACGAUCUCAGUUCGAGUGAGUCGCGUUUUCGCGAUGCCGUUUUCACUGUGAAAACCCAGGCAAGAAGUUGCACAUCAUCCAGUAUUCCGGGUCGAGUUGUGCCUUCCGAGAAGGCAACACGGCUAUCAACGAGGAGUGCCAAGGGAGAUCCGGACUCCAGGGAGAUGAUUGACUCGUAUCAUGUGCCCUCGCAGCGUCCCAAAGGCUUCAAGGGCAAUAAAUGGAAGCAGCCCUGUGAGGCGAGCUAUGUUGUUGGGGCGCCGCCGCGUCACAUUGGCAAGUGUCCGAAGAACUAUCAGCAGCUGUCGAAACUUUCGCCAAUGCGUCAGAAGUUCUUUCUAACCCAAGAUCCGCGUCGCACACACUGUCUGGUCAAUCCGGUUGCACUGCGGCACAAGGAACUGACAAAGGAUCAGCAAUUCAAGCUGAUCAGCAAGAUGGUCAAGCAUGGCGACAAUGUGUGUGCCAGCACAGGAUCCGAGACGUCGGACACGCAUAUUUGUGAAGUUAUUGAUCUGGAGAAUCCGGUGAAUUUGGACUUUCAGGGCAUGGACUAUAAGAAUACUUAUGAAAAGGACGAACAGGAUCAGCAGAAUCAACAGAUUUAUUGGCGAGUUCUGCGCUAUAUGACACGUCGUCGUACCAAGAAGAUGACGCAGGCGAAAGUCGAGGCUGAAUUGCAAGCGGAACGUUUGGCCAUUCCCGCCGAGUUCAACACAAAUAUCAAGGACGAACCAAUACCUGAAGAAGAGCCCGAAAAGCCCUUCAAGUUAGCACAACUCUUCCGCUCACCGGACAAGCCGGCGAACAAGGCGAAGAUUGCCGAGGAGCAGCGCACUCGUGAGGUACGCUACAAGAAUAUUUAUCUGCGCAACAAACAGCGCACCGCGGACAACGAACAGAAGCGGAAACAACAGGAGGCAGCGGCCAAAGAGAUCGCAGCACGCACUGUUGCCGAGCAGGAUCUGCUCGAGGAUGUGGCCAAGAUCGACGAUGACAUUGAACGCAGUUUCCGUAAAUUCGAGUACAUACCGCCGGUUAUCAGAAAGCGCAAGUUCUUCCCCAAAACCCUAACGGAAACCGAGCGGCUCAAAGGUAUCAUGCACAAGGAGAACUGUGUGCGUAGGGAUCAAGCGCGGGUCACGCAGGACUUCUACAUGGAGCGCACGGGCAAGCUCAAGAAAUAUCCGGAUGCGGCUCAGCAGCUGCGCUGCGAGGAGAGCAUUGAGGGCAGCGGAGGAACAACGCCCAGUGAGAAGAGUAGCGAUGAUGAGGACUAUUUGAAGGUGGGCAAGAUUGGUGACGUGUUCCAGCUGCGCGGUUUUCACUUUAAACAUGGCGAUGGGUUGCGUGGUAAGCUUCAUCGUCAUCAGAUCAUGGAGGGACAACGUACCGUCAAGGGUUGUCUGACGCGUGACGAGUGGCUCAAUGAGUUGGCACCUCGCAAAGAGCCCAUCAAGCUUGAUGUGGAGCGUGGCAUUAUAAAGGUGUUGGAUCCGGAUGAUCCUAAGCUCGAUCUAUUUCCACCUCAGGCAAUGCUGCUGCACAAGCGCGAACAAAAGAGCGCUAUCAAGGAGUUCAUAGACAAGCGUCUAGGUCUUCAUUAUCAUCGUGUGCUGCGCAAAAACUUAAAACUAGUCAAGCCCAAGCUCAAGUAUCAUGUGCAAAAGUUCAAUCUUAUACGCUACGUGUUUCCCGAGAAAAUUAUUGUGCCCGAUGCUCCCGAUCUACUUGAAGGCGACAUGGUGGAUGCCAACAAGGCAGACACCACUCUCGAGUACAUUGCGUUGAAGAAUCGCAUGGUCAAAGCGAAGCAUCUCAAGCAGAAACUCGCUCGCAUGAGUCUGCUCGGCUUGACAUGUGUGGAGGCCAAACAGCUGCGAGAGCAAUCGCCCUGUGAUGCCAAGCCGGAGGAAUUCGAUCUCGACUGGGUGCCACCACAAGAGGUAGUCAGUGUAUCCGAUCACAGUGAGGUGGAACUGCUACGUCAGCGCGAUGAGCGCAUCAAGGCGGGGGCCGAGGGUAUUACACUGCCCAUUGAGCAGCGUGGCAAUAUGCCAGCUCCCAAUUUCCGGGAGAAGACGUUGCACAUUCAUCCAAGGCGCCAACGCGAUUAUGCCGCCGAACGUGUGCCAUCGGCGCAGUUCAAUGAUGCUAUCUUAAACUCCGGCAUGCCCAUGCUGGAGAAGAUUAUGCCAGACACCAUCAAGUUUGCCAAUGUGCGUACUCCGAAGCGUCCGUUUACCGAGAGACUAGAGGCACGACAUCAUCACGAUCACUGGGAUCCCACACAGGUGAAGCAUGUGCAUGUGCACUAUCAGACCAAGACCGUCUAUCCGGAGAUCACAGUGCAGGAACAGCCUGAGAAGGUGCCCAUUGUGAAUUUCAUCAAGGCGAAUCCGCCCUGCAAGAAAUACAUGGACACAGACUUGACGUUGCCGCGCUAUGACUUUGAGAAAAUGAUUGCCGAUCAUUUGGCGGCCACACGCGUGGACAGCAAGGAUGCGGCACGGGAAGUUGUGCAGGACUUGUGUCACCCCUAUGACUUUAUUUUUCACUCCCGCAAGCCGGAGGAGAUGACCACGCUCGACUUUCCAGGCAGGAAACAAUAUCUGGACUUUUUGCGCGAGACUCGCGAAGCCAUUUACGAGACUAAGGACAUUGAGCCGGGUGAGGAGCGUCUGCUUGUGGAUCGCAAGGCCAUUGUGGCCGAGCUCGAGGAGGAUCUGAAGAGCAUUGAGCAGUGCCUGACCUCGCUGAGCAGCUCCGAAUGCACGAGUCUCUCCAGGGACAGCGGCAGCUUUUUGCUGCUCGAGGAUGAAACAAAAAUACCCCUGGAUUAUAUACGAAAGCCGCUGGUACCGUUUGAGGAGAUGCGUCGCUCUCGUUUCCAGGCUGAAGUCAUCGAUGUGGAUGCCGAGGAGGCAAAUCCAUAUCGAACGCUGCCUUUCUCCGGUCAGCACAAGGAGCAGGCUGUUAUGUUGGGUCCCAAGGAUUCCUUUUUCACUUUUAGCUCGCGUCUCCGCAAUGGUUUAAGAUUGCGCCUGGAAGUUCCUGUGCCGGAUGUGCGCAAUACUUUGUUGGGACCGGGGCCAAAUAAAUACUAUGGCUCGGUGAUUACGGAUCUGGAUGAGAAUUACAUUGAUGAACUCAAGAAUCGGGCGACAAUCAAAACCUUCAACUUUAAGACUGGCAUGGAGUUGCUCAAGGUGGCAAUGCGUUUAAAAUAUGAAUCGCUAUUGAUUCAAGGCAAAAUGGUGCGCACCAAGAUUUACGAUACGUUGAACGAACGUCACUGGCAGGACAUGAAGAAUACCAAGCUGCUGUACGAAGGUCUCUUCGCCAAGUGGGAGAAGAAGGAAUACAAUGCGGCGAUGACUAUGGUUUAUCAAGUGAAAACUUACUACGAAAUAACCGAUAACCUGAAGCAGCAGUACCGUGAAUUGGAACGCGAGCGCACAAUGCUCAACAUGGACAUUGUGUUCAUUGAAGGACACUGGAUACGUUGUGUCAUGUUGCAGAACUUUCAUUAUCUGCUGGGCGAGGAGGAAUGGCGGGCCGAGCACGAUUGGAUACAUUUAGUGCCCGUCAAGAAGCGCGGCAGGCACUCGGAGGACUGUUCAGAGGAGAAACUCGAGCAGAACGAAGAUGAGGAUGUGGCCUAUGAAUUGGAGCCCUAUGAUCAAUCCAUAGCCAAGCGUGCCAUUGUCAACAUUCGCGUGCGGGACAAAGACGAUGCCUGGGCCAUCAGGGAAUUUUACUACGAUGUUUAUUUGCGGAAUUUGCAUCCGGUAUUGCAGGUGUUUCCCAAUGCCAAGACCUUCCUGCAAGGUAUUGAGAAUCUAAAGAACAAAACCUUUAUGCUACUGCUGGAAAUGCAUUAUACUCUCUCGGUCCACACUGAGCUGCAGGGACGUCUGGAAACUUUUGUGGACUGGUGCAACAAGGACCUGAAGGAGAAACAGGAGUAUGUGGCACGUAAAUCGGCCAAAAAAUAUUUUAUGGAGGAUCGCGCGAUUGAGAUGGAGGCACGUGUUCGUCAGAGUCUCGUCAAGCCCAUCGAGGAUUCAUUUGCCGAUGAGGAGUUCAACAAACAUCGCGCUGUGCUUGCCGAGGUUUGGCGACGUCUUGUGCCCGCUACAGUCAGAGGAUCCAGUGAUGUCAUACCCAGCGCUUCUGACAUGGUGGCUGCCAUUAGCAAUAUGGUGCUCGAGAUACUGACCAAGUUUGAGCACAUGGAUAUUGUCAAGGCGCGUGAAUUAGAGUUGCAAUUCCGCAAGCGUCGUCGCUACUUGGAGAAGCUCUCCGCCCAGGCUUAUCAGAUCGAACGCCGCAUCGACAUGGAGAUGAAGAAAGUGCGUCGCAAUUUGGAGCCACCAUUUAAGAAACCCAAGCGAGUUGGACCACUGCAGCGUCUGCAUCUGCGGAAGCGUGUCAAGAAGAUUGUGAAACCACCUAUAGUCAUCUCGGAGAAUACGCGGAACUUUGUGCGCGCCUUUGCCGAGGAUGGAGUGGUUAGCGAGGGCUUCAGUCAAGAGUCUGUUAUGGUGCUGGAUAAUAUGCAGGAGCAAAUUGUACCCUUCUACUUUGAUCAUUUCCUCAAGAUCAAUGGCUACACUCCCAACUAUAAUUUCAAGACAAACAUUGAGUUGCGCGAUGGUCCCGAGAUUAAUCGAUUCCGCAUUCGAGAGGUUAUUCCUGAUGUGCUCCAGAAAGUGGAGCAAUGGGAGAACAUGCACAAGAAGAUAAUGGAAGAGAAUAUUGCCCGUAAUCCCAAAAUGUACGAGAAUGUUAGUUAAUUUACGAGUAGCGGUCAGCGCAAAAAUUUAUUAGGUUUCAACAAGUUCAAAAGAGUUGUAAAUUAAAUUGCAGGUACUUUCACUGA
This is a messenger RNA of Drosophila sulfurigaster albostrigata, 5479 nucleotides long. RefSeq lists its product as uncharacterized. The transcript has a single exon. Lineage: Eukaryota; Metazoa; Arthropoda; Insecta; Diptera; Drosophilidae. Bases 159 to 5393 code for a protein of 1744 amino acids. The record is from RefSeq and is a predicted model, not a curated record.